CACGGGAAGCUGCUGCCGCCUUUGUGAGGCAACUGCGGGAUCACGCACCCUCCUUGGCCUCCUCGCGCAGCUUCGGGUCCGUCGGCUUGCCCUUGGACGACGGCAUGGCGGAUUCUUUCCAGGCGAGGUUGCGAGAGCGAGAGCUGGGAGCGAAGCGAGUUCAAGGCUAGGAAGCGAGCAGCAGGCAAGAAGACGAAGAUGAAGCAGUUGCAAAGAACGGGCGAGACAGGUAUGGGAUGCAGGUGGAGGGAAGGCAAGCCGCUGAGCCGCCGGGAGCUCGAGACGACAACACGGCGCCGGGCGGGGACGAGGCGCGCGGGCGCCCCGGGCCGCCAUCCCAUCCACCCCCCGACACGGCUCAGCUGCAGCCGCUCUCUCCAGCGGCCUCCCUCUCCGCCGCUUGCUGACCAAACUGCCGGAUGCGCGCGCAGCGGGACGUUGGCGCGGCCCUUCGCCCACAUCCAGGCAACACGCGUGCUCGACGCGACGCGGCUGCAUCAUCAGCGCGGCCUCUUCGCCUUCCCCGCUCGACCCUGCGGCGUCCGAAUCCACCACGCGCGCGCCGCCUCGCCCUCCACCCGACUCGCAUCAGAAUGCGCCUCAUUUGACAGCAGCAGCAGCCGCUCCGCACCCGUGUUCUCUGCGAAGAGCACCUUCAGCAAGGCUUCGUUGUUCUGGGUGCUGCCAGGUGCGCAACGGUGGCGCAGCGCUCGGCCUCCGCGACGCGCGGCCUCCGGCGCUCGAGCGCGCUACGUCACCUCGUCCGUCGUCACCCGCACGAGUGCCCUCGCUCUGACUCCGCCAGCGCUUCCGGCCGUCUUGAGAAGGCAUCGCUCCUGCAGCCGCUGAGGCGGCAAGGGUGCAUUUAGCAUCGAGAGUCGGCAGCGGGCGUGACACGCAGCAGCAAGGCACCGAAGCGCAGCAUGCGAUGUCCAGAUGGGGCAGGCGUGCG
Molecule: messenger RNA, 952 nt
Organism: Tilletiopsis washingtonensis
Lineage: Eukaryota; Fungi; Basidiomycota; Exobasidiomycetes; Entylomatales
Exons: 1
Coding region: 199-849 (216 amino acids)
Source: RefSeq, a predicted model, not a curated record